Molecule: messenger RNA, 3255 nt
Organism: Galendromus occidentalis (western predatory mite)
Lineage: Eukaryota; Metazoa; Arthropoda; Arachnida; Mesostigmata; Phytoseiidae
Exons: 2
Coding region: 1-3255 (1084 amino acids)
Biological process (GO): DNA integration
Molecular function (GO): nucleic acid binding
Source: RefSeq, a predicted model, not a curated record
AUGAGGCGAGUCACCUGGGGCGCGGCCCCCUCUGGUUUCCUGUUGGCUGCCACCGUUCGCCAUCACUUCGGAAAGGGAGAUCAAUCGACACCCGGGUUGUCCGAUUGUCUCUACGCUGACGAUUUCUUGUGCAGUUUCGAUGGGGUAGAGCAAGCCACCCACUUCACGAACCUCGUGCGUCGAGAACUUGGUUCCGCAGGCAUGACCCUAGCCAAGUGGAAAACGAACUCGGAGUGCGUUAGAGACCAUCUCUUAAGGACCGGUGUUGGUCCGGACGACUUCGACUCGACGGCAGCGGAGUUCCUGAAGGUCUUGGGGAUAAUGUGGUCCCCGGCGGAGGACGUCUUGCGCUUCACGACUCCUUCUCAAUUCGACGAACCCCUGGGCGAGGGAACUCUGACUAAGCGGCGGGUCUUGAGCAUCGUCGCUUCACUGUAUGACCCGCUAGGAUGGUUAACCCCGUACUCACUCCGUGGGAAGAAAAUCGUGCAACAGCUGUGGUCGGCUGACCUAGAAUGGGGUCAGCCGGUGCCGGACUCUGUUCGCAUCGAGCUCACAACCUGGAUGAUGGAGGUUCAGGACCUCAGAGGGUUCAGUUUCGCGCGCCGAUACUCGGGAAGAGACGACUCACCGACCGCUCGGGUGUCACAUGUAUUUGGAGAUGCGUCCAAGACCGCCUUUGCCAGCGCGGCGUACAUCGAAAACCGCUACGAGGACGAAACGUCCACGUUUUCUCUGGUGAUGAGCAAGUCUAGGCUUGCACCUCGCGUUCCCCCGUCGCUGCCCCGACUGGAAUUGCCGGCAGCCGUGACUGCAGUUCGCUUGAAGAAAUUCCUAGUCGAGCGGAUGGAUGUUCAAUUCGAGCGGAUAUUCUUCUACACUGAUUCAACUAUUGCGUUCCACUGGGCUACCUCCGCAAGUUCGGGUAGAUGGAAGCAGUUUGUCAGCAAUCGCGUUCAGGAGAUUCAGGCGAACUCCAACGCAGAAGAUUGGUUUCACGUGUCGGGGGAGAACAACGUAUCUGACUUGGCGACGCGCGGAAUUUCUGCGAGUUCACUAAUCAACUCCCCGGAUUGGUGGCAUGCGCCAGAAUGGCUCCGCUUGCCUAUGGACCGUAGGCCGCUGACUCGUCCCAGCCGAGGAGCUCUCUCCUUGGAUUCGGUCAACCUGGAAAUGCGCGCUGUCAUGACGCCGAUCGUUGUCCAUGAUCCUCAAAUCGACUUGAACCGCUUUAGUUCUGCGGGUCGGGCGAUAAGAGUCGUGGCUAACGUCAUUCGUUUCGGCUACUUGACACGUCGGACAGCUGUCCCUGUGCUCGCGGAGUUGUACCGUAGAGCGGAGGCGAAGAUAGUUGGCUGGUGUCAGCGACAAUAUUUCCAGGAGGAGCUGAGCUCUGUCCGCUCUGGAGAACAGGUACCGAACACAUCGAAACUCGCUGCAUUUCAACUAUUCAUCGACAGCGAUGGACUUCUGCGAGCGAAGACGCGUCUCACUCUCGGACCAUUCUUCACCUACGAGGAGAAGAAUCCUCUUGUUAUACCCGGAGAGUCGCGACUCGCGAGGUUGUUGAUAAUAGAUGCUCACAGGGUAAAUGCCCAUUUCGGAGUCAAUACUGUGUUGACGCAGAUUCGAAGGCGCUUCUGGAUUACGCGGGGACGCCAGGUCAUCAGGACGAUACUGAGUCGAUGCGUCGUCUGUCGUAGGCGUCAAGGCGGACACGCUACCCAGAUAGAGGCUCCGUUGCCUGAGUCAAGGGUGACGCUCAGGGCGCCUUUCGCAGUUUGUGGCGUCGACUUUUGUGGUCCGUUCUUCACGCGCCAACGCAGGGACACCGUGAAGACUUAUGCGGCCAUAUUCGUGUGCACCUCAGUUCGCGCCAUCCACUUGGAAGCGGUUCCGUCCAUGACCACCCCUCAAACUCAUCUGGCCAUCCGGAGGUUCCUUGCGAUAUACCCGAGCUGCUUGCGUUUUGUUUCAGACAACGGCAGAAGUUUCGUCAAGGCCGCGACUGACAUCAAGCGGCUAUUCAACUCAAUCAAGGAUCGAGAAGUGAGGGAGGCUCUCGGAGGACGUUCGGUGGAUUGGUCUUUCAUAUGCCCACGAGCCGCAUGGCAUGGUGGAUUUUACGAGCGGCUCGUGGGGACUCUAAAGACGGCGCUGUACAAAACGCUGGGUCGAAAUCUUAUCGGUUAUGAGGAUUUUCGAACCAUCCUUUGUGAGCUCGCAUCCGUGAUAAACGACAGACCUAUCACGCAUGCCGGAACGGAUCCCGAUGCCCCACCUGCGCUAACUCCGGCUCACUACCUCCGAGGAGGACCGUACAACUCUGCUCUCGCGACAUUCGUUCCCGUUGAUCAUCUUCACGGCGAUGAAGUUACUUCCGGGGCUGAUCUGAGCAGGGCUUCCGCGGCAAGGACUAACUACUUCAGGCACCUCUCGGUGUUCGUAGUUCUGGCCGAGCGAGCUCAGUGCGUUGUGCCCGUCGCCUACGCGUUGCUCCCAGACAAAGCAGCCGAAUCGUACACUCGGAUGCUGAAUCUCUUGAAAGAGGCUUGGCCGGCCCUCUGUCCCGCCAGCGUGGUCAUGGACUACGAGCGGGCCAUGAUGAUUGCGGUCAGGGCUUGCUUCCCGCCCGAAACACGCAUUCAGGGAUGCUUCUUCCACUUGGUGAAGAACAUCAAACUACGCGUAGCUCAGGAAGGUCUUUGGAGUCGCUAUACCAACGAUGACGACUUCGCACUGAAAGCCCGAAUGAUAGCUGCUUUGGCAUUCGUUCCGCCGUCAGAGUUAGAUAAUGCAGUCGCGGAGCUUUCGCCUGUAUUGCCGGAAGAGUUGAUUCCAGUUCUCAACUAUUUCGAGGACAUUUACAUAGGGCGUAUGAACCGGAUCCGAGCCGACGGUACCGUAGACCGGAGAACACCGCAGUUCCCGGUCGAGAUGUGGUCAGUAUACCAGAGAACGCUCGACGGAGAAGCCCGCACGAAUAACUAUGCGGAGGCGGCACAUCGCAGACUCCAGGUUGAAUUCGGGAUACAGCAUCCGACAAUUUGGAAGUUCAUCGACGGGCUUAAGAAAGUCCAAAAAGGCCGUGACCUACAAGUCGAAUCAUUCGUAGCCGGCGGUGCUCCUCCAACAAAAAGGACCAAGUACGUUCGUGCAGACGAGCGAAUCCUGGGAGUGGUCGAGCGUGCCGAACAUCUACAGCAUGUAGAAUACCUCCGAGGCAUAGCUCACAAUUUCCUCAUGGACGCGUAG